AUGCGACUCCUGCAUACCCAUUCGCUCGAGAUUCACUUCUUCCCCGCAUCCAUUCCUGCAUAUGCGAUCCUAUCACAUACCUGGGAGCAGGAUGAAGUUACAUUCCAGGAGGCGCUUUGUCCAGAUGGCCCAGUGAAGAGCAAAUUAGGCUACGAGAAGCUGCAGAAGGCAGCGGACCUUGCAGCGCAAGAUGGCUUCGAAUACAUCUGGAUCGACACUUGUUGCAUCGACAAGACAUCCAGCUCUGAGCUCUCCGAAGCCAUCAACUCCAUGUAUCGAUGGUAUCAGAAAUCGAGCGUUUGCUAUGCGUUCCUCUCAGAUGUUCAGUAUUGCGCGAGCUCGAAUACCCUGGUUCAACCAGACAUCCGUAACAGCAAAUGGUUUCUCCGCGGUUGGACUUUGCAAGAAUUGAUCGCACCUUCGACUCUUGUAUUCUAUUCUAGAGAAUGGAAAGAGAUUGGGACCAAAUCUAGUCUGAGAGCUACCAUUUCUCAAAUAACUGGGAUACCGGAACCUGUGCUGCUUGGGGAGAAAAUAGGAAAUUAUAGCGUCGCGCAACGCAUGUCCUGGGCAUCCAGAAGACGGACCACCAGGGUCGAGGAUAUCGCAUAUUGCCUCAUGGGUAUCUUUGGCAUUACUAUGCCUAUGCUCUAUGGCGAGGGUACGCGGUCCUUUCGUCGGUUGCAGGAAGAGAUAAUGCGCCAAAGUGAUGAUCAGUCCAUUUUCGCGUGGCGACGC
This is a messenger RNA of Eremomyces bilateralis CBS 781.70, 738 nucleotides long. Its product is annotated as HET-domain-containing protein. The annotation marks the transcript as partial. Lineage: Eukaryota; Fungi; Ascomycota; Dothideomycetes; Eremomycetales; Eremomycetaceae. The record is from RefSeq and is a predicted model, not a curated record. The transcript has a single exon.